AGUCGCAAAGCUCAAACAUAUUCGCCUCAUCCAACGUGCUUGCAAGACUUACACGCGAAACUCCAUAUCCUCCCCUUUCUCCUGUUCCAAGUUUAUGAGCAUCGUUAGGUCUAGUAGAACUUUCAUUGCGCAGGAGAAGGCGCUGAGCUAAUAUCAGCCACUGCUGAAGAAGAAGUCCCGUCCGCGCGCCACCGACCGUUCCGACGACUGACCUGCUCGAACAUCUUCUACUGUCCAAGUUUCGUCUCAAGUUACUACCUGUCAUACCCUCGUACGGAUAGUAGAGGAAACAAAUUGUCCGGUGCUACCUAAAUGCUGCCACGGAUAUUGGAGGUUGUACCACCGUCGUCGUUGACAUCUCCCUUGCCCACAUCAACCGGCGGCACGAGCGCAGAUGGUAACACCGACACCGCCACCCCCAACAAACCUAGCUUUUUCGCAAAUGAGGUGCUCAUGAAACCAUCGAUGGGCGCCUCGUCGCUACUCACCGCCGAUGCCGAGAAGAGGCUGUCUGUCCCGCUCGGGGUGAACAUGUCCGGAUCGACGCCUGUCGCUGGCCCACUGACUACAUGUGCGCCCGGUGGCGUGCCGGUAUCGGCUGCGACACAUGCGGUGAGGCGAGCGGCGGGAUCUCUUUCGCGGGCAACCAUCAUGGGCGCCAAAAGAAUCGUUUCAGAUACCGAUGCGCAUCUGGCCUCUGCAGCAGAAACGGCAAUGAACUUCUUCCCUGGAGCUGCGUUGUCGCGACCAUCACAGACUUCCACUCCAAAGACUCCCGCCAAUGACAACACGUCAACAUCUUCCGAAACGACCUCAUCCCCGUCAAUCGACCCAUCACCUUACCCACCAUCACAUACAAGAAACACCACCCCACUCCCAGUGUCCAUCUCCACAACCACCCUCUCAUCCAAAUCCAAACUCGGCUUCACCGGAAUCGGCAGCGACUCUGGCAUCAUCAAGCGCACAAACGCCCGUUCCCGCGUCUCAUUAGACGGCGAGUUCACCGUCUUCUGCGAGGAUUACAGCGUACCCUUGUUCGACAACUCGGGCUAUUUGCCCAUGGACCGCGAAUGCACUCGCACGGUAUUUGCUAAAGGUGCCGAGGCGGCCAAAGGCGCCAUUCUGCUCGUCCCCGGAUUCGCGUCCAAUCGUCAGAUGUUCCAUCUCGGCGGCGGGCUGGGUAAGUCCGGCCCUUCGUUUUCGGAGUUUCUGGCGCAGCGGGAUUACGACGUGUUUUCGGUGGAUUUGAGGGGCACGGCGGAGUCGCUGGCGCUGGGUGCGAAACGGCCGGCUAGCAUGAAGGAAUAUGUGGAGGUGGACAUCCCGAGCGCGUUGAGCACCAUCAAGCGGAUUGGGGGAUAUUCCAAGGUGUAUUUGAUUGGACAUAGCAUGGGUGGAGCACUAUCGUGUGCUGUUGCCGGACUGUAUCCGGAUGAUGUCGCGGGUGUCAUUCACCUGGCGGGCUUGUAUCACUACACGCUUCCUGGCCUAAGCGAAGCCAUCGAUCUGUACAAAGCCUUCUGUCCAGGACCCAUCAAAGCCCUCGUCCGCGGCUCAACAGAGUUGGCGGUCCGCUCCGUCUCUGCCGUCGUAUCGCCAAUCGUACACGGAGUGUCGUAUGUCAUCGGAGGCAACGCUGCUGGCGACUAUCGCACUCAGAGGCCGGCGCUGCCGCCACCGCCGCGGUUGAACGGACUCAGUCCAGCAACCCCCUUACCUCCGCCCAAACAGCCCGCCAUCCUCGAGUACGCACGCCAGUUCCUCACGCAUCUCAAACGCCAGCCCAUCCCCGUUCGCUCCUGGAUAUCCUCCCUUAUCUUUCUUCGGCGAUUUGUACCCGGGCGCGUCGAAAAAGCCAUCAUGAACGCCGUCUACCCAAGUCCGUGGGUCCCCAACUCCGUCGAAGACCCAUGGGGUCUCAUGAAAGCCAGCGUGGAAAGCCCGAGCGUGGGGAUCUACUUGAGCAUCGCGCAGAUGGCCAUCCACCAUGAAUUCUACAACGAUUGGGUGAGCAAUAGCACCGAUUUGAGGGCCGAGGCUGCGGAGGGUGAGAUAUUGGCGGGCGAUCAGGCCGUGGGUAAAGAUGGGGAUGAGAGCUCGCAGUUGAAGUUGCCGCCGGCGCCGAGUACCACGCGGACCUCAUCCACUGCGUCGACAACCUCGUGCUCCAGCACCGGCUCUCAGCCGAAAAGGAGAGCAAAGUCUGCAGAUGCGUCUUCGUCCUCAUCGUCGAACAGCGAUUCCAAGCAGUCGGAAAGCGCAGCCCACAUGAACGAGCUCACCCCCUACUUAGAAAAGUUUGAAAAGCUCGCUCACCUCCCGCUAUUCUUCUGCUAUGCGAACGCCGACGGUGUCAUCCGGAUGAAAGAUUCCUUGAUCGGCUACGAGCGCAGUGGAAGUCUUUGGAAAGAGGUCAUCCGCUACGAAGACGGCGACGUGCUCAAGUCUGCUCCCGUCGGAGUCAGCGAGGUUGGUGGUGCAAAGGCACCGGGCGCGGCUCCCGCAGCGAAGAAGUUCUACACAGGCGCGGGUGACGAGCCUUUGACAGAUAAACAGGACAUUGGGAAUACCGCGGAAGAUACCCAGCGUCUUCGGGGGACGAUCGUCGGGGGACUGAAAGAAAGCAUGGAAGACGCUGUGCAUGUGCUGCUUACUGGGGAUGAUCCGGUGGUGCAUCGGUCGCCAAAUGUGAGCGCCAACCCGACCCCGCUUGCUUCGCCGUCUGUAGAGCAUAUGGCAACGAUUGACCCGAUGCAGCAACAUUCCGGCCAACCGAGUAUGAAGCACCGCGGCGGGCAUAGUCAUUCGCAUGCCCAUGGGCACUCUCACAAGCUGUCGGCACAUUCGUCAUUGUCGCAUCACAACACAUCUGCUGGAAAGGCAGUGGGAUCCAUGCCGCAGCCAGCUAGCUACGCCGCUGUGGCAUCGGCUGCCGACGCGCCGGAGGGCCAUGCCGAAGCCGAACCGGCAGGACCUGCUACAAGUUUGCUACCGCCCGAGGAGCUGUGCGGUGCUUACAAAAUGCGAGCCUCACCGUCCAACUUGUCCCUUGCUAGCACGAAUAGCACGGGGUCGAAUCAGGAGCGCACUAGGACGACCAGUGGGAGUAAAAAGGGCACGGUGCGCUUCUCCCCUCGAGUCGUCGAGCCAUCCGCCGGAGCGCACAUUUCAUGGGCCGGCGCGCCGUUCCCCAUAACGGGUUCGGCGAUACCAACUUCCGAUACCCAUCCGCCACUACCCACCCCUACAAAGCCAAACGCCGACAUCACCCCCAAAAACCCAUCAGAAGCGCGAUCACCACCACCAAUCGACCUCGAACGUCCCCGCCCACCCCUCAAAUCCUUCUCCUCAACAUCGCUCUUCACCCUCCCUCUAAAACCAAGAUCCCACCACCACCACCCCCGCCCCGCAAUCCCAUCCUCCUUCACCCGCGCCUCCUCCGAACUCUCCCACUCCCGUGCCGCCUCCGCAAAUCCAUCCUCUUCUAACCGCAAACCCGCCACCCCGCUCCCCUCCGGCCAAUCCCCCCUCGCCACCUCCUCCUCGGAAUUCCCCCCGCCCCCGUCAAUGACUCCCACGGCCUCAGGCUCCGGAACAAAGCCCACCUUCCCGAUGUCGUACUCGAUCGACCCGGGCACGUCGUAUGGACAUAUCGAUAUCCUUGGCGGCGUGCAUGCUGAGCGUAUGUGGGAACGCAUCGGGGAGUGGCUGGAUUUGACGAGUGGACGAGAGCGCGAGUGGAGGUUUUGGAGACGGUAUAGCGCCAAGUAGAUUCAAUUGGAGGAGACAGACACCAUCCGUCCGCGCAGAACGAACAUUGGAGCAGCACGCAUGCUUUACGAUUUCAGCUUGG
Messenger RNA from Fimicolochytrium jonesii, 3853 nucleotides. RefSeq lists its product as uncharacterized. Lineage: Eukaryota; Fungi; Chytridiomycota; Chytridiomycetes; Spizellomycetales; Powellomycetaceae. The record is from RefSeq and is a predicted model, not a curated record. The transcript has 4 exons. Bases 313 to 3771 code for a protein of 1152 amino acids.